CGGUCACAAAACUGUCAAAUCAUUUGUCAUUGGCGUCAUUGGAAAAUUGUGUGGUUCUUGUGAAAAGUAAUUAAACAAUUUAUGGUUCUUGAUUCAUUUUGCAACACUGCACUUGGAUCAACUUCCGACGAGAUGGAGGAUCAGCGAAUUGAACGAUCCUACGGGGGAUGUGAAGGCCCAAAUGCAAUGUACGUGAAGCUGAUUUCCUCCGAUGGUCACGAAUUCAUCGUCAAACGUGAGCAUGCCCUGACGUCCGGAACGAUUAAGGCAAUGCUAUCUGGACCCGGUCAAUUUGCUGAAAAUGAAGCCAAUGAGGUCAAUUUCCGUGAAAUACCAUCCCACGUUCUUCAGAAGGUUUGCAUGUACUUCACGUACAAAGUCCGAUACACCAACAGCUCCACUGAAAUCCCAGAAUUUCCAAUUGCACCAGAAAUUGCACUGGAACUACUCAUGGCAGCUAACUUUCUCGAUUGCUAGAUUGCUCAUAAAACGCCUUUCAUGAGAUGGAAAUUUUGUCUGCUGUUUUUUUUUUCUUUUUUAACGCCUGAUUUGAAUUAUUUUUUGUUAAUAUAAAAAUUUUGGGGUCAAGAUUCCAAUUUGCAACACUGAAAUAAAGGAAUAUAAAGGAUGGAGAAUGGGA
Messenger RNA from Phlebotomus papatasi, 640 nucleotides. It is a transcript of the gene EloC, whose product is annotated as elongin-C. The transcript is spliced from 3 exons. Gene Ontology annotation, biological process: ubiquitin-dependent protein catabolic process. The record is from RefSeq and is a predicted model, not a curated record. Gene Ontology annotation, cellular component: elongin complex. Bases 82 to 477 code for a protein of 131 amino acids. Gene Ontology annotation, molecular function: protein-macromolecule adaptor activity. NCBI's taxonomy places the organism in Eukaryota, Metazoa, Arthropoda, Insecta, Diptera, Psychodidae.